AUGACCACCAACAUCAGCAACGGUAAAAAAUUGAUUGUCCAUUUGCUUGACUGCUCCCAGAUCGAGGUCCCAAUCAAUAACAAGCUUUCAGUUGAUGAUGUACUUCAGUGCGUGGCCUCCAAUCUUUCUCUCACAGAUACUAAAUAUUUUGGUUUAUGUUAUCACAACGAAGAUAGCAACAAUAACAACAACAACUACUACAACAACAACUACAACGGUAACUCAUGUUUGAAUCAGAUCGUCAAUAGGAACUACACAGACAUAUGCAACAUAUCAGAUUUGAUGGUUAUUCAGCAGUUUUAUCUGCAUGCAAAGAAACUUCUUGCACAACUCCCAAUCAGCUUGUGA
Helobdella robusta is the source of this 348-nucleotide messenger RNA. RefSeq lists its product as hypothetical. Lineage: Eukaryota; Metazoa; Annelida; Clitellata; Rhynchobdellida; Glossiphoniidae. The coding region runs from base 1 to 348 and encodes 115 amino acids. Gene Ontology annotation, cellular component: cytoskeleton. The transcript is spliced from 4 exons. The record is from RefSeq and is a predicted model, not a curated record.